This is a messenger RNA of Rhagoletis zephyria (snowberry fruit fly), 924 nucleotides long. It is a transcript of the gene Nnf1a, whose product is annotated as kinetochore protein Nnf1a. NCBI's taxonomy places the organism in Eukaryota, Metazoa, Arthropoda, Insecta, Diptera, Tephritidae. The record is from RefSeq and is a predicted model, not a curated record.
AAAGGGGAAAUAAUUCUAUCAUUUAAAAUUUGGUAUGAAAGUUUAAUUUGCGGAACCGCUUCGGAAAUAUAAAAUUACUUUUCUUAGCUAUUUGUUGUUUAGUGUUACAAUUACAGUUAUAACGGAUGACACAAAUAUUUUAGUUGCAGCUGCACAAAUAUAUCUAAAAUGCAUAAUAAAGCAGAUUUAGGAAAACGCCAGGAGGAACCCAAGCAGGAUAAUGCGCGCUCACGUGCUGAAGCAGAAGCUGCUUUGGAAAAUGAGCAUCUACGUUUACGCGAAAUUGCUGAAACAGUACGAGGAGAUUACUACGAAUCUUACCGCCAAAUGAUUUUGGAAUUGAGACCAUCACACUUAGAUGAGUUCGCUAAAGUUUUAAUGGAGCAACAGAAACACGUGCUGCAAAAGCAAGACGAGUUAAUCUUUGAAAUGAGUGAACAGCUGAUGCACAGCCUGCAGAGUUCGUUGGACAGAUUUUGGAAGGAUUAUGAUAUUGCAAAUCGAUUAGCUGAGCUGGAAAUGUUAAAAGAACAAUACAAAGAGGUCAAGGGAAAUACCUGGAAUAUACAGCAAAAGACUCCAUUUCAAAGAACCUUGCCGCUGCGAAUGCGUUUCAAAGAACUUAGAUUACGGCACUUGGGAAAACAACUUCAAUGUCAAAAUCAGCAACUGGAGAGUUUAAUGCUGAUUAAUUGUAAAGAGCGGAGCCGUAUUGAGGUCGUGGAGAAGCAAAGAACAACUAUGUUAAUGAAUUUGACACGUUACUCCGAAUAUAUAGACCAAGCAAAGUCACAAGCCAUACAAAUGGCCAACGAUUUAUUAGAUGAUGUUCAGAACUUGUUUAUAAAAUAGCAGUUUUUAUACAUGUAAUUUUUUAAGUUAUUGUUAUUCGUUUAAGAAAAAAUAUAUACACCUGAGUAAAAA